AUGGCGCAAUUAUUUCAACAAACAUUAGAUUCUAAUGUUUUCUUGAGUGGCGAAAAAAUCAGUGGAUCGGAUGUUAGAGAUCAACAUGUUCUUGCGGCGCAAACACUUUCAAAUAUACUUAAAUCAUCACUUGGUCCAGUGGGAUUAGAUAAAAUGUUAGUUGAUGAUAUUGGAGAUGUAACAGUUACAAAUGAUGGAUCUACAAUUCUUUCAUUAUUACAUGUUGAACAUCCCACAGGGAAAAUGCUUGUUGAAUUAGCGCAACAACAAGAUAAAGAAGUAGGAGAUGGUACUACAUCGGUAGUUAUUAUUGCGGCGGAAUUACUACGUCGUGCAAAUGAACUGGUAAAAAAUAAGAUUCAUCCAACAACCAUUAUUACGGGUUAUCGAUUGGCGUUAAAAGAAGCUAUAAAAUAUCUUACAGAAAUGCUUCAAAUUAAAACGGAACAUCUUGGAAGAGAAUGUUUGUUAAAUGUUGCUAAAACAAGCAUGUCAUCGAAAGUGAUUGGAAGUGAUUCUGAUUUUUUUGCGAAUAUGACGGUAGAUGCUAUUCUCUCAGUUAAAACAGUAAAUGCCCGUGGUGAAACAAAAUAUCCAGUAAAGGCAGUCAAUAUUUUAAAAGCACAUGGGAAAAGUUCACGAGAAUCAGUCUUAAUUAAAGGGUAUGCUAUAAACUGUACUGUUGCAAGUCAAGCAAUGAAGACUAAAAUUACGAAUGCAAAAAUUGCAUGUUUAGAUAUGAAUUUGCAGAAAGCGCGUAUGGCAUUGGGUGUGAAUAUUGUGAUUGAUAAUCCAAAUCAACUAGAACAAAUUAGAAAACGAGAAAGUGAUAUAAUUGUAGAGAGAAUUCAAAAGAUUCUUGCAUCGGGUGCAAAUGUUAUAUUUACAACUAAAGGCAUUGAUGAUCUUUGUUUGAAACUUUUUGUAGAAGCAGGUGCCAUGGCAGUAAGAAGAUGCAAAAAAGAAGAUUUAAAAAGAAUUGCAAAAGCAACAGGUGCAACCCUUAUUAAUACAUUAUCAAAUUUGGAAGGAGAAGAAGUUUUUGAAACAAGUUACCUUGGAUAUUCAGAUGAAGUUUCGCAAGAACGUAUUUCUGACAAUGAAUGCAUUUUUAUUAAAGGAACUCGAUCAUUAUCAUCGUCAUCUAUUAUUCUGAGAGGCCCAAAUGAUUUUCAAUUAGACGAAAUGGAGCGUUCUCUUCAUGAUUCUUUAUCAUCCGUCAAACGAACAUUAGAAAGUGGUUAUGUCGUUCCAGGUGGAGGCGCUGUCGAGACUUCUCUUAGUAUUUAUCUUGAGAAUUUUGCAACUACAUUAGGUUCUCGAGAACAACUGGCCAUUGCUGAAUUUUCCUCCGCCUUGUUAGUCAUUCCAAAGACUCUCGCUGUUAAUGCAGCCAAAGAUGCAUCUGAGCUUAUUGCUAAGUUACGUGCUUAUCAUGCUGCUAGUCAAAAUGAUACAAAAAAAAAUUAUCUAACAUAUGGAUUAAGUUUACCAGAAGGAAAAAUACGUGAUAAUGUUAAAGAAGGAAUACUUGAACCUUCUGUUUCUAAGAUUCGAAGUCUUAAAAGUGCUGUUGAAGCAUCUAUUGCUAUUCUUCGUAUUGACACCUCAAUUAAACUUGAUCCUGAAAAACAAGAACUACCACAGGAUGGUCAUGAACAUUAA
Messenger RNA from Pneumocystis murina B123, 1665 nucleotides. Its product is annotated as T-complex protein 1 subunit alpha. The transcript has 8 exons. Lineage: Eukaryota; Fungi; Ascomycota; Pneumocystomycetes; Pneumocystales; Pneumocystaceae. The record is from RefSeq and is a predicted model, not a curated record. Gene Ontology annotation, biological process: protein folding. Gene Ontology annotation, cellular component: chaperonin-containing T-complex. Gene Ontology annotation, molecular function: ATP binding; ATP-dependent protein folding chaperone; ATP hydrolysis activity. Bases 1 to 1665 code for a protein of 554 amino acids.